Messenger RNA from Suillus subalutaceus, 780 nucleotides. RefSeq lists its product as uncharacterized. NCBI's taxonomy places the organism in Eukaryota, Fungi, Basidiomycota, Agaricomycetes, Boletales, Suillaceae. The transcript has 5 exons. The coding region runs from base 1 to 780 and encodes 259 amino acids. Gene Ontology annotation, molecular function: holo-[acyl-carrier-protein] synthase activity; magnesium ion binding. Gene Ontology annotation, cellular component: cytosol. The record is from RefSeq and is a predicted model, not a curated record.
AUGCAAGUUUGGAAUGUCAUAUACGACCCGCUCGAAUUCCCAGAUUCCCUUUAUCACAGCGCAUUGCCCCUAGUCGAUCAGACAGCACAGAGCAAGAUCACCAAGUUUCAUCGCCGCGAAGACGCUUGUCGAUCGCUCAUUGGCAAUCUCCUUCCCAGAGUCUUACUCAAGAAGCGAGGCGUGGCUGGAGAUGCCAUGACUUUUGCAGCUACCGAUACGGGGAAGCCAUAUUGUACAACUCCUGGAAUAGACCCACCCUUGGCUUUCAAUGUUACUCAUGAUGAAGGCGUCAUCGCCAUGGCCUUCGGAACGGGCGAUUUAGGACCUCCGGCAUUCAGUGUAGGAGUUGAUGUCAUGAAACUCAAAAUUCCUCCGCGGACUACUUUUACUGAAUUUGUUGACAUCGUCGACAGUCAGCUCACGGCUCGAGAGAAGAAUUUAAUUCUUGCUGACGUCACUGAGGAAGAGGCAAUUCGCAGGUUUUACUGGAUAUGGACCCUGAAAGAGGCUUACACCAAAGCUCUCGGGAUUGGCCUCGGCUUUGAUUUCAGAAGGAUAGAAUAUGAUGUUGUGGAGGAGAAAGUGACCGUUGAUGGCGAACCUGCGAGAGGAUGGCAGUUCUUGAGAUUCGAACUGCCGCAAUAUGGACUCAAUUAUGUCGGCUUUGCUGCAAAGUUCGUUGGAGGGCGGGGGACGAGCAUAUCAGAACUGAGUGAAGGGUGUCUCGUUUGCUAUGAUGCUGUAUCAUUUGUUAACCGUGCGAUCGAAGAAAUGAGCUAG